This is a messenger RNA of Abrus precatorius (Indian licorice), 2496 nucleotides long. RefSeq lists its product as uncharacterized. The record is from RefSeq and is a predicted model, not a curated record. The coding region runs from base 1 to 2496 and encodes 831 amino acids. Gene Ontology annotation, molecular function: nucleic acid binding; RNA-DNA hybrid ribonuclease activity. Gene Ontology annotation, biological process: DNA integration. Lineage: Eukaryota; Viridiplantae; Streptophyta; Magnoliopsida; Fabales; Fabaceae. The transcript has 4 exons.
AUGGUCGAAAGUUCGGUUCAUCUAGCCGAAAGAAGAGAAGCGGCCCUAAAAGUGGCCGAAGGAUUGGAGGCCGAUUCACCAUAUUCGGCCAUUAAGUCAAAUUCGGCUUAUCUAGCCGAACAAAGGCACACAGAACUCGAAACAUGUGUGAUUCAAGAAGGAUCGGUUCUAGAGACCGAAGGCAACGAUGUCCGGCUUGAUUGCAUCUACGAUGAUGCACCGAUUAGCUUCGAGAAAGAUUCAGCUCGAAAAGGACCAAAAAUGGAGGCACAAGAUCCCUUAGAAGAAGUGAACCUUAGAGAUGAGAAGGGGCCGAGGCCAGUAAAGCAACCACCUAGGAGAUUUGCACCAGAGAUUUUGCCAAAAAUCAAGGAAGAGAUUGAAAGGCUCCUUAGAGCAAAGUUUAUUCGUACAACCAGGUAUGUUGACUGGAUCUCGAACAUAGUACCUGUGAUUAAGAAAAAUGGAUCUCUUAGAGUUUGCAUUGAUUUUCGGAAUCUAAAUACUGCUACACCAAAAGAUGAAUACCCUAUGCCAAUAGCCGAUAUGUUAGUAGAUUCGGCAGCAGGUAAUGAAAUUUUAAGUUUGUUAGAUGGUUAUUCAGGGUACAACCAAAUUUUUAUCGCUGAAGAGGAUAUAUCGAAAACAACUUUUCGAUGCCUUGGGGCUUUAGGAACUUAUGAAUGGGAGGUAGAGCAUCAAGCUGUUUUCGAGGAGAUAAAGCAAUAUCUGACAAAACCACCAGUAAUGGUUCCGCCAAAGAAAGGUUUUCCCUUGAAGUUAUAUAUCUCGACAUCAGAAGAAACUAUUGGGAGCAUGCUAGCUCAAGAAGACGAAAAUGGUGUCGAAAGAGCAGUUUACUAUCUUAGUCGAAUGUUGAUAGGUGCAGAAUCUCGAUAUAGUCCAAUCGAGAAAUUAUGUUUGUGUCUAUAUUUUUCUUGUGAGAAAUUGAAAUAUUAUAUUAGGCCUUUUGAUGUACAUGUUUAUUCACAUCACGAUAUAAUAAAAUAUUUCUUGUCGAAACCUAUCCUUCAUGGUAGAGUUGGAAAAUGGGCGUCGGCUUUAACAGAGUAUUCUCUAAUUUACAAACCACUAAAAUCUGUAAAAGGCCAAGUUGUUGCUGAUUUCGUUGUUGAUCAUUCGAUUCCAAUCAAAGAAGUAGAUUUUAUAAGUCUAAAGUCAUGGAAAUUGUACUUCGAUGGAUCUAGUCAUAGAAAUGGAAUUGGAAUCGGAAUACUGAUAAUUUCACCAGACGAAAUCCCAACGAAAUUACUCUUCGAGAUAAAAUCAGCUUGUUCAAACAAUGAAGCUGAGUACGAAGCAUUAUUAGCUGGACUUGAAAUACUGUUAAAUUUCGGGGCAAGAAAUGUAAUCAUUCGAGGAGACUCUGAGUUAGUAAUAAAGCAGUUAACCAAAGAAUAUAAAUGUUUAAGUAGAAACCUCGUCGAAUAUUGGGUAAAAGUGAAUAAGUUAUUACAAAAAUUUGACAAAGUCAUUCUAGAACAUAUUCCUCGAAACAAAAAUCAAGAGGCCAAUGAAUUAGCCCAAAUUGCCUCGAAAUAUAGAAUUUCAGGUGAAAACCUGGCAAAAUUAACAGAGAUAAGGGAGAAGUUAGGGUCAGCAAACCUUGAGAUCUUAAACAUAAAUGACUUAACUGACCAAGAUUGGAGAAAACCUUUAGUCAAUUAUCUCAAGGACCCCAACAUUCCAACUGAUCGAAAAACAAAAUUUCGAGCAAUUAACUAUACAAUUGUGGUUGACGAAUUGUAUAAAAGGGGUGUUGAUGGCACUUUACUUCGAUGUCUUAACGAACAUGAGGCUUAUAUUGCCCUGGCAGAAAUCCAUGAAGGGAUCUGCGGAGCUCAUCAAGAUGGAGAAAGAAUGAAAUGGAUGUUACUUCGAGAAGGAUUGUACUGGCCCUCGAUGAUUAAAGAUUGCUUUGACUACGCAAAAUCUUGUGACGAAUGUCAAAAGCAUGGUAAUAUUCAACACGUUCCAGCUUCAGAAUUACAUUCAAUAAUUAAACCAUGGCCUUUUCGAGGCUGGGCUCUGGAUUUAAUUGGCCAAAUUCAUCCUCCUUCGACAAAAGGCCAUAAAUAUAUCAUUGUAGCUGUCGACUAUUUUACGAAGUGGGCUGAGGCAGUUCCAUUGAAAGAAGUUACUCAGAGUGAUGUUGUUAAUUUUAUCGACGAAUAUAUAAUUCAUCGAUUUGGUAUACCAGAAACUUUGACAACGGACCAAGGAACUGUUUUUGCCAAUGGACAAGUGGAGGCAGUAAAUAAAAUUUUGAUCAAGUUAAUUAAAAAACACAUUGGAUCAAAACCAAGAAAUUGGCAUGACACUUUAAGCCAAGUAUUAUGGGCAUAUAGGAAUUCUCCAAAUGAGGCCACGGGGACAACCCCAUUUCGACUUGUUUAUGGCCAUAAAGUCGUUUUACCUGUUGAAGUGAAUCUACAAUCAGUUAGAUUACAGCGGCAAUUCGAGUUACCAAGUUAA